AUACAAAAUAUCCCUAAUUUAAAAUACAGAUAUGAGAACACAACAGUUUUGAGCAUUUUUUUUUGUUAUAUUAUUACUUAUUACAUUUGAUAACUUGAUAACUUGAUAACUAAUUUAAAGUGACAUUAUAAAUUAAAAAAAAACAGUCUAUAAAGUAAUGUUUAUAAAAACGCAGUUUUAGUAUUUUCAUUACAGUCAAUGUGAUAAUUCAUAUACACAUAUUAUUUAUUAUUACUCCUUUAGUUUUGUUUAUUUUUUUUUCCUUAUUUUUGUGUUAAACAAGAAUUUAUUUAUUACAUAUCUAGAAGCUUGUGGCAGAUAUAUCUGAUUUAAUAAUUUUAAAUAUCAAAAUAUUUAUAUUCAAAAACAAAAUUUAUUCAAGCCAGUUAGUAAAAAUUAUUACCUAUAAAUUAGUGAUAAAAAUCUCAAUAUGUUACUGAUCAUAGCUCUAUUACUUGGAUCACUGUUUUUAUGGACGUUAGUACGAAAGAAACUUACCACAUGGACCAGGAGAGGUGUGAAACAAACUCACCCUUACACCAUUUUAGGAGAUUCUUGGCGGAAUAUUUUCCAAGUCAUGAGUAUACCCGAUUUUCUUCAGAAAGUUUAUUACAUGUAUCCAAACACCAGAUACACUGGAUUUUAUCAGAUCUUGAAACCGGUCCUGAUGAUCAAAAAUCCGGAAUUGAUCAAGCAAAUUGCCAUCAAGGAUUUUGAUCAUUUUACCGAUCACAGGUCUCUAGGAACGGACGAAGAUUUUGAACCACUUUUUGCAACACAACUUUUCUUUUUGAAAGGACAGCGUUGGAGAGAUAUGCGGGCGUUGCUGUCAGGCUCAUUUACUAGUAGUAAGAUGAAGACUAUGUAUGGUCUUAUCGCUGAAUCUGCAGAUCACUUUACGGAUUACUUUUUAAAACAAUCGAUAGACCUUAUUGAAUUGGAUUUAAAACCAGCUUUUACAAGAUUCACAAACGAUGUCAUAGCAUCUACAUCGUUUGGAAUUCAAGUGGAUUCAAUGACAGAACCCGACAAUCAGUUUUACAGAAUGGGAAGUGAAAUAGCAAAUUUUAACAACCUGAAAACGUUUUUCAAAAUUUUUGCUUACCUACUUGUACCUUCUUUAAGCAGGUUUUUAAAUAUGAAGAUGUUUUCUAAAGAGUCUUCAACCUUUUUUACUGAUAUCAUUAGCCAAACGAUCAAAAUGAGGGAAGAGAAAAAUAUCGUUAGACCUGAUAUGAUCAAUCUGCUUCUGGAAGUGAGAAAGGGCAUAGUUAAGAAAGACGAUGAAUCGGUUACUGAUACGGGAUUCGCCGUGGUAGAAGAGUCGCAACACAUUUCAAAGACUCCUAAAAAACACAGAGAGUUAACCGACACUGAUAUAACAGCUCAAGCGAUCAUAUUCUUUCUUGCUGGUUUCGAUACCGUCUCAUCGGCAAUGUCAAAUUGUUGUUACGAACUGGCAAUCAAUCCAGAAGCUCAAGACAAACUGAGGGAAGAAAUUAAAAGCGUUUUAGCUGAAAACAAUGGGGAAAUCUCUUAUGAAACUACCUUAAAAAUGGAGUAUUUAGACAUGGUAGUUUCGGAGACUCUAAGAAAAUACCCAGGCUUAAGUUCAACCGAUAGAAUUUGUGUAAAAAGUUACACAAUUGAACCGAAAACUCCUGACGAGGAGCCCGUACACCUGAAACCUGGCGAUAUGGUCUUUUUCCCGAACUUCAGCGUCCUACGCGAUCCCAAGUACUAUCCCGAUCCGGAUAAGUUUAUUCCCGAGCGUUUUUCUGAAGAGAACAGGAGCAAAAUUGUACCCUACACUUACAUACCCUUCGGAAUAGGACCUAGGGCGUGUAUCGGUACCAGGUUCGCCCUGUUGGAAGUGAAAACCAUUCUUAUUAGGUUACUGAGCAAGUUCGAAGUCGUGCCAGUCGAGAAGACAAAAAUUCCCAUGGCCUUUAACAGAUCCACGUUGUCAGUUGUGUCUGAUAACGGGUAUCCCCUUGCUUUGAAACGUUUGAAAUAAUCGCAAUUGUGAUAAUUGAAUUGAAGAUAUGUACUCGCUUUCAUUUAAUUCUAAAUGUAUUUCAUGUGCCAGAAAUCGUUAAUUUUUAAGUAAUUAGUAUGAAUUACUGUUUGAUGUAUUUUAAUUUUAUUUACAUACUUGUUUGAAUUUUUAUACUCUUAAUUAUUAAAUUUCGAUAUAAGUAUAUUAUUAGGAUAAUAAUUUAUGGUAUAAUAAAUUUUUAAGUUGUUAAUAAUAAAAUGUAUUUAGUCUAUAA
Molecule: messenger RNA, 2273 nt
Organism: Sitophilus oryzae (rice weevil)
Lineage: Eukaryota; Metazoa; Arthropoda; Insecta; Coleoptera; Curculionidae
Product: cytochrome P450 9e2-like
Exons: 8
Coding region: 431-2017 (528 amino acids)
Molecular function (GO): iron ion binding; monooxygenase activity; oxidoreductase activity, acting on paired donors, with incorporation or reduction of molecular oxygen
Source: RefSeq, a predicted model, not a curated record